GGCAAGCAAAGCUAGUGUGUCUACUAGCGUGUCUUCAUCGGUUUUGCAAGCUGCCCCGUGCCGGUGUAACGCGUUUUUGCACCGACGAGGCAGCAGGCAGCCUCGCUGGAUGGUGCCAUGGCCGCCAUUGCUGCUCCUGCUCGCGCGCGCCACGCCGCUGCCGACGGCGCACAACGCGUUUUGGGGGAGCGUUUUGAGCAGAGCGCGCUUUGAGCAGAGCGCGGCGCUUGACGCGUUUUGCGGCGAGGCCUUCGACGAGGCGCGCUUCGUCGACCGGACGCGGCUGUCGGGGGGUGUCGUGCUGGCCGUCGACGCGGCCACGGACGCGCAGACGCGACGGCCCGUGGUCCUGAAGCGGGCCCCCGAAGGCAUGGCGAUUCACCUCGCGAACGAGCUCCUCCCGAGCCUGCUGAACGUGUCCGGCGCGCACGUGAUGACCGCGGCGGCGUGCUUCCGCGGCGGCGUGCUUGACGGCGUGUCCUCCCGCGUCGCGACGUACGAGCGGAUGGACGGCACCUUGAAGCAGCUCCUGGACCGGCCCCCGCGGGAGGCCGACGCGCGCCUAAACUACGAGACGCACGCCUGCUUUGCGUUGCAGAUGAUGCACCAGACGCUCGUAGGCCUCGCGGCGACGCACGCCCGGGGACUCGUCAACCAGGACCUGCACGCCGGCAACCUGCUGAUGCGGCGCGAGGGGAACUACCUGAGGUGGCGCGUCGCGGACUUUGGGCGGGCGUGCCUCGUGAACGCGAGUUGCGCGCAGCGGCCCGGCACGCAGGGGAUCGCGCCCGAGGCGGGGCACGUGCCGCUCACGCCGGCCUCCGACGUCUGGAGCGCGGGGGUCAUGUUCCUGCUCGUUCGGUGUUUUGCGUUUGAAAUGUGGCACAGAAACGGCCACAGGGCGCACAGGGAUUGGAUGAGUAGGCUGAAUCGAGCGUACGGGGAGGCGGCGGCGGCGGCGGCGGCGCGCGCGCGGAGCGCCGCCGCGCGAGUGCCGAUCCCCACGGAGCGAGAGAGACAGGCGUUUGAGAACGCGGCUGCGGCGGCCGCCCGGGCCCGCGCCGCGCCGCCCGCCGCCUGGGACAACUUCACGAGCUUGCUUGACAUGCUACCGAAACGAUGCGCGCCCCUCGCGCAACACGCAGGACACGAGGCUCCGCGGGAGAACGUCCUGCUCGCGGCGAUGCUGGCCCUGCGCUGGGAAAAGAGGCCGUCCGCGUCGUGGCUCGCGGUCGAAUUCGCGGACCUGGUGCGGCGGCGGUGCCUGCGGGCCAGAGAGCCAGGGAAGUCAAAUGUCACGCAGAUCCCGCGGCGGCCGGGUGACCUCGAGGCCGUGGUAAAGCGCAUGGCCGCCGACGGCUUCGUCAAAAAUCGCGACGCGCGAGGCUCGUACUACUCAAGACCGGGCGAUGCGACGAUGUACCGGUCCCGGGCGGAGGUCGCGCAGCGGCUUUAUCUCGACGGGGGAUAAUGUAAAAUGCGCGUUUCUG
Pelagomonas calceolata is the source of this 1490-nucleotide messenger RNA. Lineage: Eukaryota; Pelagophyceae; Pelagomonadales; Pelagomonadaceae. The record is from the annotation of a GenBank genome assembly.